AUGGAUAAUCAUUGUUUACGUGCUAUUAUAUUAAAAUUACAAGAUCGUCUUAGUAAUGAUGAUCGAAAACGCUUGCAUUUCUAUCUUGGCAAUGAUGUACCACGACGAAUAAGGGAUGAUCCAACACUUAGUGGAACACUUAGUCUUAUGGAUUCUCUUUUCGAUCAAGACAAAGUGAAUGAAAAAGAUUUUAGUUUUCUAAUAAAUGCAUUUGAUGAAAUUCAAUGUAUUGAUGCUGUGAAAUUAUUAAGAGAAUAUUGGAGACACAAUCAAUCAGAUGUACAAAAUCAAUCGGUUGACAGUUUAUCGAUGAUAAUGCCACCAAUGAUAAAUCAACCUUUUGAAGAUCAAGAUGAAGAUAAAUAUUCUAUGCAACAGCAACCAAAAUUCAACAAAUGGAAACAAAAUGCCAUCAUUGUAGCUGGUGGAAAUGAACGAGGAGAACAAUUAAAUCAACUCGAUCGCCCUUAUGGAAUGUUUAUUGAUAAAAUGAAAAAUAUUUUCAUCGCUGAUCAUGAUAAUCAUCGUAUUGUUGAAUGGAAAUUUAAUGCAAAAGAAGGGAAAGUUAUUGCAGGUGGACAUGGAGUAGGAAAUCGAAUGGAUCAAUUGAAUAAUCCAACAGAUGUAAUUGUUGAUCAACAAAAUCAUUCGAUCAUCAUUGCUGAUUAUAAUAACAGACGAGUGAUUCGAUGGUUGAAUCAAACGCAAGAAAUUCUCAUUGACGAUAUUCACUGUUGGGGCUUGGCAAUGGAUAAGUAUGGAUUUCUUUAUGUUUCUAAUCGUGAUAAGAAUGAAGUGAGACGAUGGAAAAUGGGUGAAUACAACAAUGAAGGAUUUGUAGUGGCAGGUGGAAAUGGUGAAGGACAUAGACUCAAUCAACUCAAUCCUCCUACUUUUAUCUUUAUCGAUGAAGAUCAAUCUGCUUAUGUAUCAGAAAGCAACAAUAAUCGUGUAACGAAAUGGAGAAAAGAUGCAAAAAAAGGAAAAGUUGUGGCUGGAGGAAAUGAUCAAGGAAGAAAUCUCAAUCAAUUGUCUUAUCCUCGAGGAGUAAUUGUUGACGAUUUGGGUCAAAUCUAUGUAGCAGAUUCGAGAAACAAUCGAAUAAUGCGUUGGUGUGAAAGAAGAGAAGAAGGUGAAAUUGUUGUUGGUGUAAAUGGUCAAGGAAGUCAAUCGAAUCAACUAAAUGGUGCCCGUGGUUUAUCUUUUGAUAAUGAAGGAAAUCUUUAUGUUGUUGGUUCCUCAAAUCAUCGAAUUGAAAAAUUUGAAAUAAUUCUGUAA
Adineta steineri is the source of this 1278-nucleotide messenger RNA. Lineage: Eukaryota; Metazoa; Rotifera; Eurotatoria; Adinetida; Adinetidae. The record is from the annotation of a GenBank genome assembly.